Molecule: messenger RNA, 2860 nt
Organism: Physcomitrium patens
Lineage: Eukaryota; Viridiplantae; Streptophyta; Bryopsida; Funariales; Funariaceae
Biological process (GO): DNA replication initiation; mitotic DNA replication preinitiation complex assembly; double-strand break repair via break-induced replication
Cellular component (GO): DNA replication preinitiation complex
Molecular function (GO): chromatin binding; DNA replication origin binding; single-stranded DNA binding
Source: RefSeq, a predicted model, not a curated record
UUGAAAAUUAUGUGCUCGUCGUCAUUGCGCCUUUUUUCUGAGGCAAUGAUCCCUAGAAAGCAAUUAUUCAUCACUACCCCAAGUGAGCUCAUCGCAUUGAAUUCGCUGUGCCAAAUGUUUUUCGUCAAUCUUCGCAUUUCCGUUCGUCUGAGCUCCUCUCAAUGCCGUUACUCUGUCUGUGACUCGGAGGCGGUGGAUUUGCUUAGAGUCAUUGCGGAUGUUAUUGAGCGGUGGCUUGAAGCGGGAAACCUGGUUGCGGCUCUGCGAGUUGUGGGUUUGUGGUUGCGACGACUCGGGGGUGAUGCACUUGCGGUAGAGAGCUUCGGAUGGUUUUGAGCUUUUUGAACUAAGCCGCCGCGCCUGAGUUUGUGUUAAGCAUCUCAUUAGUGACUCUGGGUCUUUCUUUGAUAUGGUUGCGGACGUUGAGGAGAUCAGCUAUGCAUCAGAGUUUGAGCAUAGAGUUGUAAGGCUUCUGGACUGCUUUCGCUCACCUGGGUCGAUGUGUGCUAGCGUUUGGAGUACAUAGUUUGUUUGUUUUGCAGUCUCUCACGAACUUUGAGAGAAUCUCAAUCUUUUGCUGCGGAUCAUUUUCUGAGGAACAUAGUCACAAUUGGUUUGUGAAGCGCGUGUUCUUGUUGCGCUUGGUGUUGGAAUGGGAGGGAGGCAAGUAUGAGACGAUUCUCAUCUCUUUCCCGUUUGUAAGCGUAUCAUCAUGUUGAAGUAAGUAUGGACGGGUGCUGAGGCUGUGUAACUACAUAUUCGAGAGGUGGAGGAGAAAUGUUAUCAAUCCUGUAAUCCUGCCGACAGCCAUGGUUAGGGAGACAAACCCUGGAGCUUUCUACGACAAGCUUCGGAAGGCUGUUGCGACAUCGGUUGGAUCCCCGCUACUGAUAUUCCCAUCUGCCUCGGAUGUGGAUUCCCUUUGUGCCCUGAAGAUCGUCACUAACCUCUUAGUGCAAGACUCAGUACGUUACUCUGUCUACCCAGUUGCAGGAUUUCAGAGUAUCCAGAGUCUUGCGGGUCGGUCGCUCAGGUCGGAGGAUGACUCCAUCGUGGUUUUUCUAAUCAACUGGGGCGCCUCCCGCAAUUUGCUUCAGCUGCUGCAGCUUGGAUCGAAAGCACAGGUGUUUGUGGUGGAUAGUCAUCGACCCAUUCAUUUGCACAAUUUGAGUGACCUGAACCCUCAAGUUACGAUCUUGUUCACACACGACGAUGAGACGCAGUCCGAUACGCCAUAUGGGUUUCCUCUCUACAGGUUGUCCAGCUUCAUUUCUACCAAUGAUUCAAAUCUUGAUGUUUAUGAAGACUCGGAGUCGGACUUAGACUCAGAUUCGGAUUCUGACGAUGAUGGGAGGAGGAGGAAGAGACGGAAGAAAAGCUAUAACGAUGGAGACGAUGAGCAACGUCGAGAAGAGGAGCUUCUCAAGGCCGAAUAUUACAGGAUGGGAUGCUUUCAUGGCCGUCCAUCUGGGUGUCUUAUGUUCGACAUAGCCCAUACUCUGCACAAGAACACAAAUGAGCUCCUUUGGCUGGCGGGAGUGGCGCUGACGGACCAAUUUGUACAUGAACGAUUGAGUAAAGAGAGAUAUGAUUCUACCCAAAGCGAGCUUGAAGGGUUUGUAGCGUUGGCUGGCAAUUUCGAGAGCAGCACCAGUGUCACCCUAAAGGAUGGGACGCGAGUCCGUGCGCCAGAUGUGUCGAGGAUCAUUUUCGACGAGGAGCCUCGUCUUAUGCUGCUCAGGGAGUGGAGUUUGUAUGAAGCCAUGAUGUGCUCCUUCUACGUAGCCCCCAAGCUGAAAACAUGGGGCGACAGUGGCUUGAAAACCAUGAAGCUCUUGAUUGCCAAGAUGGGAAUCUCCCUUGCAGAGUGCCAGCAGCAGUACCAGUACAUGAAGAACGAGACUAGGAAAGGAUUGAAACAAAUGUUAGAGAAAGUAGGAAAAGACGCGGGCCUAGGUGAUUUGUACUUCAGAAACUUGUACAGGUUUCAUGGGUAUAACGAUCAAGUAUCAGCAGCGGAUGUGGUGUAUGGUGUCACAGCUCUAUUAGAAGCUUCCACUACAGAUAUGAAGAAAGACUGGACGGAUAAUUUCUGUACAGCCCUUGAAGCCCUCUCACCUGAUAAGUGGGAUCAUUUGCGAGCAGGGAUGCAGCUCGCAAUUAAGGUGCAACGAGCUUGUAUGAGUAUUGGUAGCGCUGCUAUUGUAAAGAAAGGUGAAAUCAAGAUGUGUAAAGCCUUCAGGUAUUUUGAACUUCCCAAGUGUGUAGACGCUGAGCUAUUAGCGCAUCCGCUUUCUCUGACGAAGCUCUGCUACUUCGUCAUGGAUUCUUUGAAGGAGCAAGGCCGGGCAGUGAAACCCAUGAUAUGCUAUGGGAUCAUUCCAGGGCCGGCGAAUGAGGCUCUUAUUGUAGGUGUAUCCCACAGGCCACGUCUUGGAGCUACUAAUGGAAACAGGUUUGGCUUGGUCUUUAGAGCCAUAGCUGAGAAAAUUGGAUCAAAUUUUAGCCACGAUGCAUUUGAGUCGUCGUGGAUUCAUUUACCUUCUGAUGACGUGACACGGUUCAUGCAGGAACUGCAAUCUUCACUAGCCAGUUAUAAUUCACUAUGAAACUAGCUGGCGACGAGUGAGGAAGUAGUAACCAGCAUUAGAACUCGCAGUAUAGUUGCCAACAUGUAUGCACUAGAUUCUUAACCUAAACCUGUAUUAGAAUCUGUUGUCCUUCCCUGAUAGCAAUUUUUGCAGGUGGGUGCACUGGACCCUCUCAUGUAGUUUUGUUGUAAUCCCGAUGCUCAAUCGGAUUUUCCUGCUCAAGAAUGUCAAUCUAAUUAAAUUCAAGGACUUUUCACUCAUGAAGGCUA